CUUGGGCGGUAUCUUCGUAAACAUGCUGCGCUUUAUCCCUCGCCGAGUUACUACCUGUAGAAGCUGUAGGCUAGCAUCCAGUACCCCUAAUCGCCUCUUUUCGACGAUCCAGCCGCUGUCACAGCGGCUUCCAGGCGAGGAUGGCCGAACCACGCACUUCGGCUUCGAGACCAUCUCCGAAGCUCAAAAAGAGGCCAGAGUGGGAGCUGUUUUCUCCUCAGUAGCAUCUUCGUACGAUACAAUGAACGACUUGAUGUCCCUGGGCAUCCACCGAUUAUGGAAAGAUUACUUUGUCCGCAGUCUCAAUCCCGGAAGCAGGACAGACGAUAAAGGCUGGAGCAUCCUCGAUGUUGCAGGCGGAACAGGGGAUAUUGCCUUCCGGAUGCUCGACCAUGCGACGAAUGUCAACCUCGAUCUGACCACCAAGGUGACGAUCGCUGACAUCAACCCGGACAUGCUUGCUGAAGGCCAGAAGAGAGCUCUUGAAACACCAUAUGGAAAAUCUGGAAGGUUGUCAUUCAUGCGAGGAAACGCAGAGUCUAUGCCUUCGAUCCCGUCGGAUAGUAUCGACCUCUAUACGGUGGCGUUCGGCAUCCGCAACUUUACGAACAAGGACGCUGCACUUCGCGAGGCGUUCCGAGUACUCAAGCCGGGAGGUGUCUUUGCUUGUAUGGAAUUCAGUCAUGUCAACAGCUCUAUUUUCAAUGCUUUAUAUAAGAGAUGGAGCUUUGGAGCUAUUCCCCUCAUUGGACAACUGGUGGCAGGCGACCGAGACAGCUAUCAAUAUCUUGUCGAGAGUAUCGAACGAUUCCCGACCCAAGAGGAGUUUAAAACCAUGAUUCAAGACGCCGGAUUCAUCACGUCUGGUGCUGGAUAUGAAAAUCUGACAGGAGGCAUUGCCAGUAUUCACCGAGGCAUCAAACCGCUCUGAUCGACUCAUGGGCAAAUGCCAUGAAAGAGGACAUACAGUUUGAUUCGAACAUCAAGUCCAAAUUCUGCCAGCAUGCAACCCUCCAGUAACUGUGAUGUCAGCACCUGUGGUGUACGAAGAGGCAUCACUCAGCAAAUAUACGGCGGCACCGAGCAGGUCGUUGCGGUUACCGAUUCUCUUCAACGGUGGCGAAGAAUGCAUAAUGUCCACCAAAUGCGGACGUUGUUCCCGCAAGGUCUUGCUCAUGUCGGUAUUGAUGAAGCCGGGUGAGAUUGCAUUGCAGCGAAUGCCUUGCGGGGCCAAUUCAACACUCAAGGCCGUAUUGAGCAUCCUCACUGCACCUUUCGAGGCGUAGUAUGCCGAUAGCAACUGCCCGGGAAUGGCGCAGUGCGCGCAUACAGAAGCGAUGAGGAGAAGGCUUCCGCCGGUGCCUUGCUUCUCCAUCUGUUUCGCGGCCAUUUGAGCCGCGAAGAAUGUACCGGUAACCUGUAAAAAAUAUCAAUCAUCAAGAUCGGAUGGCAACAGAUUUCCAGCCACUUAGCUUACAUUGAUGUCCAUGAUUUUCCGGACCUCUUCCCACGACCACUCUCCAAAUGGUUUGUCAAUGCAGAUGCCAGCAGCUGUCACACUUUUGUCCGGAAUUAGAAUUAGUCGUGCGUCCGGGUCUGACAACGAUAUACAUAUAUUGGGGCCUUCUCCUUACCAUCCUUCAAGACUUCCAAAUUCCGAGACAGUCUGGUCGAAUGCUUUUGUCAGACUCUCACCGCUCGUCACAUCGGCAUGGAUGUAUCUGGCCUUGACUCCAAAGUCACCCUCCAAGGUACCAAAGUCUUUGACCGGAGAGGGCAGCACGUCCAGGACAGCCACGUUGCCUCCCAUCUCUGCCACGGCACGAGUGAUUGCGUAUCCGAUUCCACGCCCACCUCCCGUGAUGAUGUAGUUUCGACCUUUCAGGUCAAACAUUGGCCGUACGCUGUUCAAGUCUCCAUCGUGAAGUUCGUUCCGUCUCACCGAAGUGGUUGAUAUAUUCUUCUUGGUGACCAACGUGGCAGGGCGGUAAAGCCUGCUGAGGUUCCGCCGCAACGGUAAGGAUAUACGACUUGUUGGUGUUAACAUGGUUUGAGAUGCAGGGGACCUUUUCUUAUGGAUUUGUGUGUUGUCGACAAUAGUCAGACCCGAGCAUCUCUUCCUCUUCUAAGAGGUACUUUGCAAGAAUCGUAAGCGGUUUCUUGUCUAUCUUUGAACUUGGUGAGUCCCCUUAUUGUGUACUCCAGUACGGAGUACUUCCCCAACUUUUCUGACUAGCCGACACCGAGGGUUUCUCCCCCGAAUCUACGGGGUAUGUAAUGUUUGGGCUUAUACGGAGUACGGAGUAUUGGGAGACACGUACGAAUACGAACUCAUCCGAU
Exophiala oligosperma is the source of this 2340-nucleotide messenger RNA. RefSeq lists its product as uncharacterized. The record is from RefSeq and is a predicted model, not a curated record. Gene Ontology annotation, molecular function: methyltransferase activity. The transcript has 2 exons. Gene Ontology annotation, biological process: ubiquinone biosynthetic process. NCBI's taxonomy places the organism in Eukaryota, Fungi, Ascomycota, Eurotiomycetes, Chaetothyriales, Herpotrichiellaceae. The coding region runs from base 23 to 931 and encodes 302 amino acids.